Mycosarcoma maydis (corn smut) is the source of this 1473-nucleotide messenger RNA. RefSeq lists its product as uncharacterized. The transcript is spliced from 2 exons. Gene Ontology annotation, cellular component: nucleus; cyclin-dependent protein kinase holoenzyme complex. The coding region runs from base 1 to 1473 and encodes 490 amino acids. NCBI's taxonomy places the organism in Eukaryota, Fungi, Basidiomycota, Ustilaginomycetes, Ustilaginales. Gene Ontology annotation, biological process: regulation of cyclin-dependent protein serine/threonine kinase activity. Gene Ontology annotation, molecular function: protein kinase binding; cyclin-dependent protein serine/threonine kinase regulator activity. The record is from RefSeq and is a predicted model, not a curated record.
AUGGCUACCACCGUCGCUUCUACAUACACUGCCGCUCACGGCUACCAACCCGACAUGACGUCCGAGUCCAAGGCCUGUGCCUCGUCCAGAAAACCCUCGUCGUCAAGAUCCGCUCAGCGAUGCGAGCAGCAGGACCGAUUCUAUGGCUGCAGAGAAUCCGCCGAGCUUUGCGAACGGUUCAUCCUCUAUCUCUUUGCUUGCCCUCUCGACUCGACAUCGGCUUCGGUAUCUCUGCCAACAACGUCGAGUGGCACCCCAGCUCCACGUCUGUCCGAGUUCAUUGCGUAUGUGCUGUACAGGACUCGACUGCCCGAGGUCAUCACCUUCCAGGCGCUAUUCUUGCUGCUGCGUCUCAAGAUUCGUUUUCCCGCUGCUCGUGGAUCAUCGGGUCACCGUCUCUUCAUUUCUGCGCUCUUGAUCGCUAGCAAGAGCAGUUGUGACGAUAUCUACUCGAACAAGAGCUGGGCCAUCGUGGGUCAGGGUCUCUUCAGUUUGCGCGAGAUCAACCAGAUGGAGCGCGAGCUGUUCGGCUACCUCGGAUACAAGGUUAACGUCUCGCCUGAAGAUCUUGACAUGUUCACCUACGAGCUUGUGCAGGAUGUCGACGGAAGCCGCAUCGACCUCGUCGUGCGCAAGAUUCUCGAGCUCAUGUCGCGUAGAAACAGCGUCGAUGCAACAUCGUCCGAAGUUCAUCGCGAGCGAUCCGAGAGCGUCUCGAGCGUCAAGUCGUCGGCACCACCCACGCCAGCGCUCGAGUCGUCGGGAUUCUCAUCGCCAUCCAUCGACUCGCAUGCCGGUCCUCAGCGCAUCUCUUCGGGACGACACUCGAGACAGUCGAGCUCCUCGCAUUCGUUGAGCGCGCGUGCUGGCAUCACUGGCCACAUUGCUGCCUCCACCUCGACCGCUCCCAUGGCCGCUAGCACUUCGAUGCCCGCUUCAACUCCUAUGUUCAAGAGCGCCAGCCACCGCCAAGAGAGGAGCGCCACCGCACCCAGCUUUAUUCACCCCUUCGUCAACUCUGCUCGCGAAAGAGGCCGUCCUUACACGACGCCUGUCCACAGCAUGCCUCUCUCAUCGUCAACGUCGUCGUCGUCGUCGGCAGCAGCAGCAGCAGCAGCAGCGGCGGCGGCGGCGGCAGGGUACUACUCGAACUCGCCCGCAGCAUCCGUUUCUUGUUCGUCAGUGUGUUCGUCCAUGUCGUACGCUCACUCGAUCGCCAUGUCGGCGACGCCUUCUCCCUAUGCUUCGCGUUCUAUCAUGAGCGGUCGCACUACGCCCGACACACCUAUUUCGGACCUUGACUCGACGCAGUGGGAAGAGUCUUCGCGCUUCUAUGGCGUCGAUCCCAAGAUUGAACUCAGCCCAACGGCGACUGUAGCAUACAAGCUUGCUCAUCAGCAGCCGGUGAACAGCUUCGGUCAGCAUGCUUCGGCGGCGGAUUCGUACCUGCAACCUUACAGCUGGAGGUCGUGA